Anthonomus grandis grandis is the source of this 9839-nucleotide messenger RNA. Its product is annotated as titin-like. Bases 24 to 9500 code for a protein of 3158 amino acids. Lineage: Eukaryota; Metazoa; Arthropoda; Insecta; Coleoptera; Curculionidae. The transcript is spliced from 5 exons. Gene Ontology annotation, molecular function: protein binding. The record is from RefSeq and is a predicted model, not a curated record.
GGGACAAUCACAACAAAAUCGGGAUGAUCGUGAAACGGGUGAGCGUGCCCAUUGGACUGGAAGAACUCAUGGAAGGACUCACCAAGGAAGUUCUCCUGAAGAAACCCAAGGAUCUCUACAUGUUCGCUUCCGAAUACUUCUCGCGUCUGGUACACCUGAGAGAACAAACACACUUCCAUCAUAAAGUACGUAGAGCACAGUCCGUAACCCAACUGAAACCCUCGGUGCUGGCCAAAGAACCGAAACCAAGACCCAAACCUGCCAAACCCAAUCUGUCAAGACAAAUGAGCGUGCGCGGCAAGUCUCCCACGGCCCCAAAGACCAAUCAGACACCUAGAAAGAGAUCGACGACAAUCCCCGAGGGGCAACCCCUAAGCGAAACAAAGAUAAACCCCAAUAAGCAAAAGAAGGUGAUCAAAGUCGAUAUAUUAAAGAAACCGGGUGAGAGCAAACUGGACUCGGAUGUUUUGGAGGCGAGCACCAACGUGGCCCAAGUGGAACAGAAAAUCAACAAGAAAAAGAGUGAGAAAAAACUGUCAGGUCCAGUGGUACCCAAAAAAUCUGUAUGUAUUAAUCAAGCACUAGAUUCUUCAAAGCACCUCCAAGGAGUACAAGAAGAAGGGAUUCUAAAACAAUGUGCAAUAGCUCAAGAUGCUUCAGAUGAGGGGAGUAAUAAUAUGGAUAAGGCAUCAGAGGUGCUAAAACAAUCUGGCACAGUUCAAGAUUCUUUGGUUGAAACUGGAGAAGAUGCUGAUAAGAAGGGAGGUCCAAUGACAAUCAAAGCAAAUAAAGAACCAGAGACACAAAAAGUAGCAUCUGAGUUAAAAGUUGAAACUGAGACAAGUGUUGAUAAAAAGGAUGCCAUAAAGGUUCUCCAAGAAGAAGGAAGAAGUGGCGAAGAGCCAGAGGUACUAAAACAAUCCAACGAUGCUUCGGAGUCAAGUGUUGAUAAAAAAGGCCAAGAAGUUUCUUCAAAUACAACUCUGGAAGAAAACGGAAACAGUAAUCAGAAAAUCAAUGGAGAACCAGGGGCUCUAAGGCAAUCUACCACCUCUCAAGAUGCUCAAACAACUGUUGAGGUUGAUAAAAAACUAAGAGCCAGUAAUAAGGCAGUAGAUAAAGAACCAGAGAUUCCAAAACAAUCGACCAUACCUCAAACUUCAAGUGUUGAUAAAAAGAGUCUAGGAGUUUCUUCGGAGACACUUCAAGGAACAGUGAGUAGCAGUAACGAAGAAAUAGAUAAAGAAUCAGGGAGCCCAAAACAAUUUACCGUAGUUCGAGAUCCUUUGGUUGAAACUGAGUCAAAUGUUGAUGAAAAAGGAGCAGAUGAUUCUUCAAAAAAACUCCAAGAGAAAGAGAGAAGCAACGAUAAGGAAGUGGAAGAAAAACCAGAGAUUUUAAAACAAUCUACCAUUUCUCAAAAUUCUCAAAAAAAUGAGGCGAGUGUUGAUGGAGCUUCAGCAUCAAAAGACUCUCCAAAGACACUGCAAGAGAAAGAGAGAAGCAUAGAUAAAACAAAUAAUGAAAAACCGGAGACACCAAAACAAUCUAUCAUACCUCAAGGUUCUUUGGUUGAAACGGAGUCAAAUGUUGAAAAAGUUGAUAAAAAAGGGCUAGACUCUUCUUCACAGCAAGAGGAAGCGAGAAGCAUAGAUAAUGCAGCUAAUGACAAACCAGAAACCCAAUCUAUCAUAUUACGAAAUUCUUUGGUUGAAAUUGAGUCAAAUGUUGAUAAAAAAGGAGCAGAAGAUUCUUUAAAGAAACUCGAAGAGGAAGAGAGAAGCAUAGAUAAAGCGCCUAAUGAAGAACGAGAGACACCAAAACAGUCUAUCAUAUCUCAAGGUUCUUUGGUUGAAAGUGAGUCACAUGUUGCUAAAAAAGGACCAGAAAAUUCUUCAAAGAACCUGCAAAAAGAAAAGAGAAGCAACGGUAAGGCAAUGGAAAAAAAAACAGAGGUUCUCAAACAAUCUACCGUUCUUCAAAAUUCUCCAAAAAAUGAGGCGAGUGUUGAUAAUGUUGAUGAACAAGCAUCAAAAGAGUCUCCAAAGACACUGAAAGAGGAAGAAAGAAGUAUAGAUAAUAAUGAAGAACCAGAAACACCAAAACAAUCUACCAUAGUUCAAGAUUCUUUAGACGAAUCUGAGUUAAAUGUUGAUAAAAAAGAACCAGAUGAUUCUUUAACAAACGCCGAAGAAAAAGAGAGAAAUAACGAUAAAGCAGUGGAAGAAAAAACAGAGGUUCUCAAACAAUCUACCGUUCUUCAGAAUUCUCUAAAAAAUGAGGUGAGUGUUGAUAAUGUUGACCAAAAAGCAUCAAAAGAUUCUUCAAAGACACUACAAGAAGAAGAGAGAAGCAUAGAUAAAGAAACUAAUGAAAAACCAGAGUCACUAAAACAAUCUGCCAUAAUUCAAGACCCUUUGGUUGAAUCUGUGUCUAACGUUGAUAAAAAAGUACCAGAAUUUUCUUCGAUGCAAGAGGAAGCGAGAAGCAUAGAUGAAGCAUCUAAUGAAAAACCAGAGACACCAAAACAAUCUAUCGUAACUCAAGGUUCUUCGGUUGAAACUGAAUCCAGAAGACCAGAAGAUUCUUCAAAGAAACUCCAUGAAGAAGAGAGAAGCAACGAUAAGGCAAUAGAAGAAAAACCAGAGAUUCUCAAACAAUCUACCACUCUUCAAAGUUUUAAACAAAGUGCAACGAAUGUUGAAAAUGUUGAUGAAGACGCAUCAAAAGAUUCUCCAAAGACACUGAAAGAGAAAGAGAGAAGUAUAGAUAAAGCAACAAAUGAAGAACCAGAGACACCAAAACAAUCCAACAUAGUUCAAGAUUCUUCUGUUGAACCAGAAGAUUCUUCAAAGAAACUCCAAGAGGAAAAGAGACGCAACGAUAAGGAAACGGCAGAAAAACCAGUGAUUUUAAAACAAUCUACAACUCUUCAAAAUUCUCAACAAACUGAGGGAAGUAAUGACGGCGUUGAUGAAAAAAGAUCAGAAGAUUCUGUCAAGAAACUACAAGAGGAAAAGAGACGCAACGAUAAAGAAAUGGAAGAAAAACCAGAGAUUCUCAAACAAUCUACCAUUCCUCAAAAUUCUCAACAAACUGAGGCGAAUGUUGAUGGACAAGCAUCAAAAGAAUCUGCAAAGAAACCGCAAGAGAAAGUGAGAAAUAUAGAUAAAGGAACUAAUAAAGAACCAGAGAUACCAAAACAAUCAACCGUAGUUCAAGAUGAUUCUUCUCCAAAGACAGUUCAAAGAGAAGAGAGCUCAGAUAAAAAACCAGAGAACCCAAAACAAUCCACCAUACAUCAAGAUUCUUUGGUUGAAAAAGUUGAUAAACAGCAAGAACCAAUUUUUUCAAAGACAUUGCAAGAAGAGAGCAACAGCAGUAAGGAAACUGAUAAAGAACCAGAGAUACCAAAACAAUCUACCAUAGUUCCAGAUUCUUCGGUUGAAGCUAAGUCAAAUGUUGAAAAAGUUGACAAACCAGAAUCAAAAGACAAUCAGACCAACCAAGAUGAAACUCCAGAGGUACCAAAACAACUCAAUAACCUUCAAGUUUCUUUGCUGCAUAAGCAACAUUCGACUGAUGACGCAGAAGAAACUCAAGGAAUAAUGAAAAGCAACGACAAGGAACUAAUUGAUGAAAAACCAGAGGCACCAAAAAAAUCUACUACUACACCUCAAGAUUCGUUAAUUCAAGAAGCAGUGAGAAACAAUGACAAGGCAUUGGACCAAAAAUCAGAGAUUCCAAAACAAUCCAUCAUACCUCAAGAUUCUUUGCUUGAAACUAAGGCAAGUGUUGAUACACGAGAACCAAUUGCUCCAAAGACACUUGAUAAGGAUUCAGAGAUACUCAAACAAACUACAACACCUCAAGAUCCUUCGGUUAAAACUGAGGUGAGUGUUGAAAACCUUAAUAAAGAAACUGGUCCAGAGUUACUAAAACAAACCAUUAAACUUCAUGAUUCUGUUGAAGAUUCCCAAAAACCUUCGCAAGGUGACCACAAAAACCCACCUACCACCUCUCACCAAGGUUCUUUCAAAGAUCCCACCGAAUCACCUAAUGAGAAAAACACAGCGGUUCCCAACAUGUUCCAAGAGGGUUCUUUGGUGACCAGCGAAGCCAAAGAUAGUGGCUUCAAUACACCACAAGCCAGUUUAGAUCCUUCAUCUUGUAGCAGUGAAGUUGCCAACGAACCGAAGAACCAAUUGGAAAGUGAGCAAGAACCAGGGAGGGAAGAAUCAUCAAAAGAAACAAAUUUUAAAUCAAGAGUAGCAGACCACGGGUCACCAACUGAACCUAAAGAAACUUCAAGAAAUCAGUUUUUUCGUGAAAAUCAAAAACUGGUUCCGGAAACAGGUGAGUUAGACCAAAAGGUGGUAAAACCUCUUGAUUCCUCAGCCCCAAAACCAAUCGACCUGGAGGCAUUAAAGAAGGACAUCGAACUGCAUCUGGCCAACAAGGAAAACAUCCCGGAACCUCUGUCAGACGACAAGAAGAUCCCCAGCAAGGUUUUCAGCUCCGUUAAGGACCUCCUGGACUUUGAUUCUCACAAGACCCUUAUGGAGAGCAAACGGUUCAGCUCCAGCGACAAAGACUCCAACAGUCUAAAACUGAUCAUCGUCAAUGGUGGUUCUAGUGAGGAAGCUGAAAGGACCAAGAGGAGCAAUACUGAAGAAGAAGUAAAAUCUCUUGAGGAAGACGAUGAGGGUGAUGAAAUGAGGCAGGGGAUUAGUAAGGAGGACACUUUUGUCAAAGAAGAACCGCAGCAGAGGAGACCGAAGUUGGGAGACAUUGAGCAAGUGGCUUCGGUGAUCGAGGUGGUGAAGCCUGAACUGACUUCGAUGAAGUCGGUCAAAGACUUCUUGGAAAACGAGCAAAAUCACGUUUAUGUGGCAGAGAAGACCAAGAAGCCUAGUAAGAUCUUAAAGUACAAGCCUGAAAGGUCACUUUCUCAAUCCAGCUUGAAAACCCCGACUUCAAGCCUGGACAGAGACGACAAUAAUAAAGUGAGAAGAGCCAGAUCAGUUGGGGUGCCAAAGACCAAAGAAACCAGGAGCAGAAUCCCUACUCCUAGGAGAUCAGCUGGUAGGAGACCACUGGUCAGACAACUGGAAGCUGACAGUAAGGAGUUAGAAGAAAAACUGAACGGUAAAAAUUCAACCGGAAGCAGUAGCGAGGACGUGCUGAUCGCCAAGAGGAUCUUGGAGGGGGUCGAGGGUGCUAAGGAACACCUGGAAGGAAUUGAGCAGAAAUCUGUGCGUAAGACAAAGGAGGAAGAUGCUGCGAGGACCAUCCAGUCCGCAUGGAGGGCUAGAGAAGUAUUGAAGAAGCAGAGAAAUAAAGAAGAGGAGGCAGCGAUCAAGUUACAAGCAUUAGUCAGAGGGUUUUUGGAACGUCAUAGGCACCAAAAGAGGACACUGAGUAAGACAAUUAAAAAUGUUGAUCCAUCAGUAGCUACGAAACCAGAUUUCUACAGAUCUGACACAGUAAACGAACCGGAGGCGAUCAAAGAAUCAGCUUCGACCGUAGGCAAACCAAGCAAAGACUCUAACAACAAUUGUAGCAAACAAGAGACCCCACUGGAGAAAGAGGUUAGGGCAACGGUGGAGGGCAUACUGAAAACCACUGCCAAAAAGACACCCCUGGAGGCAGACAUUGGCAAUGCCAUAAAAGCAAUAAUGGAAAACAACUCCACUUCCGUAGACCUUAAAUCUCCUCAUCGUAGCACGAGCAGUCAGGAAACAGCCCAGGACGACCAGAGCAGCGUCGGCUCAAUGGACUCAGUCGUGACGGUUGUACUUAAGCCCAAACACCCUCCACACACUUCCCAACAAGAACCACCUAAUCAGCCAAAAAAGCUAUCGAGCAAAGCCUUGUCUACCAGCGCUAUCGAAGACCACGUGGACCUCAUAGACCAAGUGCAGAACUCGUUGCUGGAUCAGCUCUCGGGCAAACCGAUAGACGAGAAGAACAAGUUCGAUAUCGAACAGCUACGCAAAGAGCUACAUGACGCAGCUACGAUGUACAAAGACGAAGACACCUCGACCACCGUGGACGGGUAUUUGUACGAUUUCGAUCCGGAGGAUGGGAGGGAGGAGGAGGGAGAGCGCGACAGGAUGGUUCGCACUCCGUUGAGGAAUUUGCCGGAUAUCGCUGAGGAGGCGGAGAGCAAAGAGGAGGACGGGGAAAAGAGGUCUCACCAAGAGGAAAGCCUUAAGGGAGAAUCAAAGAAUUCUUCUCCUGGAGGACAGGAACACUCUUAUGGAACCUCUGGUGGAAGUCCAGCAGGAGUUGCCCUGAUAGAACCGGCAGUUGAUGGAAGUGAGGGUAAAGAAGGUUGCUGCAAUGGAGCCUUGAAGGUUGAUGACAAGAAUGAAGAAAGUGAUGUGAAAGAGAGAGACGUCAAGGGAAUUAGUGAUGGUAAGAGCAGUAAAGAACAAGGUGAUGCUAACGAUUCUAGUAAAUCAGCUAUACUUAGCACAGCUGACUCGGUACAAACAGAGAAAGGUAUCGUCGAAUCAGACUCUAAAGAGUCCCAGAAGUUGCUUCACGACACUGUGAGCAUUCCAAAGUUGACUCAACAGUCUCUGAAUGAACAAAAUAAAUUACUUCAUUCCAGUGAACUUCAUGAUAGUAUGAUUAUUCCACAGCUGACUCAACAAUCUCUGGACAAAACAAAUCAAGGAGUAAAUCAUCAGAAAUUACUUCAUUCGAGUGAGUUUCACGACAGUGUGAUCAUUUCAGAGUUGACUCGACAAUCUAUGGACAACAAUGAACAACCAAAUAUGCCUAACAAGGAAGCAGAACAAUCUACUACAGUCAAAACCAAUGAUCAAGACAAAUUACUUCAUUCCACUGAAGUUUAUGAUAGUGUGAUUGUUCCAAAAGUGAUUCAACCGUCUGUGGACAAAAUUGAGCAAGGGGGUAAUCAUCAGAAAUUACUUCAUUUUAGUGAGUUUCACGAUAGUGUGAUCAUUCCAGAACUAACUCAGCAAUCUUUAAACAACAAUGAACAAAUCGAUAUAUCUAACAAGGAAAUACUUCAAGAUCAUCACGAGUUGCUUCAUUCCAAUAAACUUCAUGAUAGUAUGAUCAGUCCGAAGUUGACUCAAAAAUCCUUGGACAAGACGAAUGAACCACAAGAACACAAAUUACUUCAUUCUAGUGAACUUCAUGAUAGUGUGAUUAUUCCAGAACUGACUCGACAAUCUGUGGGCAACAAUAAACCACUCAAUAUGUCUAACAACGAAAUACUUCAUGACCAUCACGAGUUGCUUCAUUCCAAUGAACUUCGUGAUAGUAUGAUCAUUUCAGCCCAAGAAUCUUUAGACAAAACUAAUGAAGAAGACAAAUUGCUUCAUUCUAGUCAACUUCAUGAUGGAGCCUUGAAGGUUGAUGACAAGAAGCCUAAUGAAGAAAGUGAUGGGAAAGAGAAAGACGUCAAGGGAAUUAGUGACGGUAAGAACAGUAAAGAACAAGGUGAAGCUAACGAUUCUAGUAAAGCAGCUAUACUUAGCACAGCUGACUCUGUACAAACAGAGAAAGGUAUCGUCGAAUCAGAGUCUAAAGAGUCCCAGAAGUUGCUUCACUCUAGUGAGCUUCACGACAGUCUGAUCAUUCCAGAGUUGACUCAACAAUCUCUGAAUGAACAAAAGAAAUUACUUCAUUCCAAUGAACUUCAUGAUAGUGUGAUCAUUCCAGCCCAAGAAUCUUUAGACAAAACUAAUGAACAAGACAAAUUACUUCAUUCCAGUGAACGUCAUGAUAGCGUAAUUAUUCCAGAACUGACUCAACAAUCUCUGGACAACAAUGAACAACUCAAUAUGUCUAACAAGGAAAUACUUCAAGAUCAUCAAAAGUUGCUUCAUUCCAGUGAGCUUCAUGAUAGCGUGAUUAUUCCGGAGAUCACUCAAAGAUCUCAAAACAAACCCAAUGAAGGAAACCAUGAAGUUCCGACUCGUUUUUCCAAUGAAAAUCAUACUAAACCAUCUGAUAUAGACAGUGAGAAUAAAAAUAAACUGCUUGUUGAACCUGAACAUAAAAACGGUGUCACUGAUAAGACUUCAACAGUUGAAGGUCUCAAGCAUAAUGAACUGAUUCAUUCCAGUGAGUUUCAUGACUCUAUACCAGCUCCAAUGCUGACUCAGGCAGUUUUGGGAGAACUUGAAGCAGGCAAGAAUGUUGAAAAUGUGCCUCAUGGGUCAUCGGUCGAAAAAACACCAAAAACAGUUGAGUCAGAACAGCUUCAUGACAGUGAGGUGGAUAAAGGAUAUAAGAAAGAAGCCUCACUAGUGAAUGCAAAAUAUCCCGAAAAGAAUGAUUCACUUGAAUCAAAAGCUUCCAGUGAAGCGCUUGGUCCAGAGUGUAAAGACUUAAGUGACACCAAAGAGGUUAAAAGCCAGAAUCUUUUGCACUCGAGUGAGCUGCACGAUACCGUGCUGAUUCCAGGUCUGACCGAGGAACUUCAAGAAUCAAGUGAUAAAGUUCAUGAAGAUAAACCGAAACUUCCUUCCAGUGAGCUUCUUUCGAUGCCAGAAGGUUCGUUUAAUGUUAUCAAACCAGGUGAUAAAGCUGAAGAAGACUCGGUAGUCCAAGAAGUCAUCAAGAGAGUUGUAUCCAGUGAGCUCCAGGUUGAAAAUGAAAAAACUGCUACCGAGACAAAUGAUGGAGACCAUCAGAAACUUCUUCACUCUAGAGAACUUCGUGAUAAUCCUCCCAAGGUCCCAGAUUCAUCUGAUAUAACUGUAGAAACCUCGAAGCCUCCUGAAAUUCCUCACAACUCUGAUUUACUUACCAAAGACCAUCGGGUGCUUGACUCAAAAACCCUUAAACCCUCUGACCUUAACGUCAACGAUAACAAAAUCGAGACUCUUCAUUUGAAGAGUUUCACUGGAUUGAGACACUCUGGCGAGUUCCAUGACGCGCUGGUGGUACCUCUGGCCCGUGGGGCUAACGUGAUGAUCAGUAACGGUACCGCGGAGGAGACAGGUGGAGCGCCGCAGGACCCAGCAGGUGUUGAGAGCGUCGACGUGACGUCCCGACGCCCCGCCUCGGACCGGGAGGGCGUCGCGACUGAUGGGGCGCAGGCGUCGCUUAAGGACGCUCGCCGAUCCUCCCGCGUCGAACAUCCCGACAGUCAGUCGUCGGAAUCGCGCGCUAUCGAACGACGGGGCAUGGAAAGCGGUUACAACAAUAACAACAACAAAAGGAAUAACGCGAUUAUCAGUAGUACAACAGUGGAGAAAAACAUGGAGCAGGAGGCGGCGACCAAAAUCCAGGCCGGAUUUAGGGGCUACCAAGUCAGGAAACAGUUGAAAGCUAAGAAUGCGUCGACUGUAGACCAAAAACGUCAACUGCGUAAAAGAAGUUCCCGCGAAAACAUGAAAGAUCCGGCGAAAGAUCUGGAGGAAAAAUCGGCGGUGAAAAUCCAGGCGGGAGUUCGGGGAUUUUUGGUCCGUAGAAGACAGAAGAAAACCGUCAACUCAUCCGCGUCUGCUUGAGAACCCCCCCCUAUUGUCAACAUUCUGCAAAUAUCCUGUUUAAAUACUUAAAUAGGACAUAUUAUAUGAAUUAUAUAAAAAUAAAUAAUGAGGAUUUAUUUAUAUGUUAUAGUAGAAUUCAGUAUUUUUAGUUGUUUAGUCUUAUGUAGGUGCCAGAUAUAAGCAAUGUCAUUUAAAGCAUGUGGAGUUAACCGAUGCCUAAAAAGUGCCUUAGCCAAAAAUAGUGUGGCACAAUUGAACAACCACUGGUAAACUGUUCGAUGUUUUUUUUUAAAUUCUAUUAUUUACUAAUUAAUAGUUUUAGUAUGUUAUAAAUAAAAGCAGAUUUUUUAAGAUAGA